This is a messenger RNA of Phragmites australis (common reed), 6011 nucleotides long. Its product is annotated as disease resistance protein Pik-2-like. Lineage: Eukaryota; Viridiplantae; Streptophyta; Magnoliopsida; Poales; Poaceae. Gene Ontology annotation, molecular function: ADP binding. The transcript is spliced from 2 exons. The record is from RefSeq and is a predicted model, not a curated record. Bases 2902 to 5796 code for a protein of 964 amino acids. Gene Ontology annotation, biological process: defense response to other organism.
CCAUCUCAUUACCAACUACGGAUAUAAAAUCGGUUUUACUAAUAAAAAUAAAUAAAGAAAUUAUGAUAUAAAUUAGUGAUAAUCUUCUCAUUUUUUUUAUCUCAUCUGGAAUCAAACUACGGCAUCGCUCCUAACGUAUUUGUUCAGCGAUACUCCUAUGACACCCAUUCUUUAUACUUAAGUUUGUGUUUGAUGUUAUCACAUCCAAUAUUUAUGUAGUUAUUGCAAUGCACGAACAAAAAUGAUCGCUGAGUUGGUAUUUUCUGGAAAAUAUCAAUACCAGAAUGGACCUCAUCAAAAGUUCUAGUAAGGAAACACCCUGUAUUUCCCAAGAGCUUCUUGAUUUAUUCUUAUUUGUGUUGGCAACCAAACUUUUUGUACGGCAAUUGGCAAACAACCAGAUACAACCAAACAAUCAUGCGUCAGCUGUUCUUUUAUUUGUGUUAACAAUGCUCAGUGUUUGUUGAGCUGUGAAGUAUAUGGAGUCUCUUCAAGUUGCUAUUUAGCUUUGCUUCAGUUUACAUAUUUAAUCUGUGGUCUCGCCAUCAGGCUACCUAAUUGUUUAGAAUUUAUACUACAUCAUAUGAUUAUUGGUUCGAUAUUGUGUGUUUUCUCUCUUGUUAAAUAAAUCUUAUAUCUUAUUUAACAACAGAGAUGCUUUGUUGCCGCGUAUGAUACGAGAUAAGCCUUCUUAUCUAGUGGCAUUUUCUAUUAGUUCUCUAUGUUACGUAGUUGCUUUGCUUUUCUCCUUCUAGUAUCUUAAUAUUACUAUAUGACGUUACCUGAGGUCCAUACUGCUAAAAUAGGAAGCACUACUAAUCUGAUCGGGACAGACGUACUUGUGUGGAUAACAUUCUACUCAUGCAGUUGGUGGCUGUCCUAAUUAACUGGAGUUGGAUUUUUUUAACCAAUCUUAAGUAGCAGGUUAUUUAUCAUCAACCUAUGCUUUACUUUCCCUACGAUUUAACUGAAACAUGUUGAAUUGCACUAUUGACUAUUCCGUAGCUGUCUUCAGUCCUCUUUUCACGGUCUUAUUGGGUUUACCUUUAUAUGUUUGACUUGGAUGUGUAUCUCUUGUAUCACUAUUCCAUCAUUGUGUAUAUUUAACAGACUUAAGGGCAUCACUCUUUCAGCGUUAUGUUUACAUCAUAACCUAUGCUUCUCAUUUUCCUCUUGAACUGCAGUAUAACAACUGCACUUUUGCUAAUUUUCUAGCUGUUGCCAGCCCUCUUUUAUUGGUCCUGAUUAUUGGGUGGUUUUGUUUGUACUUGUUUGGUUUGGAUGUGCACCUUUUGGGUUACUCUUAUAUCGUCUUCUAUAUUUGACAGACUUAAAGGUACCACGCUUUCAGGUUACUUUUAGAUCAUAACCUAUGCUUUUUCUCCUUUUCAUGUCGAGUUUCAAUAUUUCCAAUUUGUUGGCUGUGCCAGCCUUUUUUUUUUCUUGGUCUUGCUUAUUGGGAAAACUUUCUUGUAUAUGAUUUGGUAGUUUAUCUCACUCUUCCAUCAUCGUGUAUAUUUAACAUCAACCUGCUUUUCUCCUUUUCUUGUUGAAUGCAGUAUUGUUACUUUCCUAGCUGGUGUUGCUUAUUGGGUGAUAUUUUUGUAUAUUUUUGGUUCGGAUGUGUUUAUUUUGGGUCACUCCAUCAUCGUGUAUAUUUAACAGACGUAAGGGUAUGACUCUUACAGCAUUAUUUUUGGAUCAGUUGACCAAUCCGUCUACCAAUUACUGAGUUGGCUUAUAUCUAGAGAGAGCGACAAGUUGUCCUGACCAUAUAAGUAUGAAUUGGAUCUUCUGGACAGGGACACUGUUGAGCACCACAGGAAUAUUAUGUUUAGCUGAGAGAUUAUAGUAAAUAACUUGAUGUCAGCCUGUUUGGGAUUCUGUUCAUCAGUCAUGAACGUAAGUCUCCGUGUUGUGUCAUUGCCUUGUCAUCAGCUAACACUGCAAUCAGUUUUUUUUUUUUUUUUGAAUUUACAAUUCUGGUUUCCAAUUGAAUCUUACUGAUAAUUUAAAAUAAUUUUUUUUCUGGAAUACACAGGAGAGUUGCGUAUCGUUGAAUUAAGUAGAAGAGGGUUUUAUACAAUAGGAACUACAAGCUCGGAGAAUUUAAAAUAAUUAGGAAACUGUUAUUUGAAAUACUCUUAUGCUGCUACAUAUUAGAAUUUAGCAAACCUACGUCUUUUUUUCCGAAAGCGGGGUACCCCAUUUCCAUUAUCAGAAUAAUAAAAUCAUCCACCGAACAAAGUUUAUACUACUUUAGACACGAAGCAAGAGGAUAAAAAAUCAUCCAAAAGAGAUGAAAGUAUCAUCAAUAGCGUGAAAAGGAAACGUACAAACUAAACAUUAGACCAUCACUAACAGACCAGAGCAUAACCAAAAUUAUCCAUAUAACCACAGCAACGAUAGAAGCACCUAUUGACUCCUCAUUCUCCUGGUCCAAUUGACAAACUGAUCAUCGUCCUGUAGACGCAACACGUGACCAAGGGGGCUUGGGGCAGCUGGUGCUGAGCCAACAUCGGGGACAUAGAUUGCAGCAGGUUAUGUGUACCACAGAUCAAAUAUUUCUUGCUCAUAUCUUUGAGAAGAUCUGUCUAAAGAUUUAACUGAAACACUAGGAUGACAGAUUAGUUUAUUCUCAAAACAUGCACUAUUUCUAGCUUUCCAAAUAGCCCAACAUAUGGCUGAAAAACCUAUUGCAAAAAAGGUUUUUAUCAAUGUUCGCCAAAGAUUCAAUUUAGAUAUAGUAAUGAGGUAUGAAACUAGAAAUAGUUCUAGCACCUAACCAGUUAGCCGCUAAACCCCAGACUUCCUUAGCAACAAACCUACGUCUUAUAAAUACCUAAGCAAACAAACUCCAACUGCAGAAGCAUAUUUGUAUUCCCAUUCUCUAAGUAAGACAUGGAAGGCACUAUCUUCAAUCUGACUGAGGGUGCGGUGAGGAGUCUUCUGUGCAAGCUGGGCUGCCUUCUCUCCCAUGAAAGUUGGUUGGUGCAGGGAGUCCGCAGAGAUGUGCAAUACAUCAAGGAUGAGCUUGAGAGUAUGAAUGCCUUCCUCCACACCCUCACCAUGUCGGAGGGCCAUGACGAUCCAGUGAGAAUCUGGAUGAAGCAAGUGAGGGAGAUUGCCUAUGACGCCGAGGAUUGCAUUGAUGAGUUCAUCCAUCAUCUCGGUGAGCCAUCAGGAAUGGGCUUUCUUCGACGGUUGAUCUGUAUGCUCGGCACGCUUGUCUGUCGCCGUCGCAUUGCCAUCCAACUACAAGAACUAAAGGCCCGUGCCCGGGAUGUUGGUGAGCGGCGCUCACGUUACGGGGUGGUGCUGCCAACUAAAGGCCCGUGCCCGGGAUUGCCGAGGAUUGCAUUGAUGAGUUCAUCCAUCAUCUCGGUGAGCCCACGACUCUUCAGGCAUGCAUCUCGUCACAUUGAUCCACAGUUGCACGCUCUCUUUACAGAGGAGGCUCAGCUGGUGGGCAUUGACGAGCCUAGGGAUGCACUUGCAAGCUGGCUGAUGGAAGAUGAUCCGCGGCUUCGUGUGCUGGCCAUUGUUGGAUUUGGCGGUCUCGGCAAGACCACACUGGCAAGGAUGGUGUGUGAGAGCCCAACGGUGAAAGGCGCUGAUUUUCACCUCUUUCCGUUGUUCAUUGUGUCACAGACCUUCAACAUCAGGACCCUGUUUCAGCACAUGAUAAGGGAGCUGAUCCAGCGGCCACACGAGGCAAUGGCAAUAGCGGGAGGCAAGCAUGGCCAUUUCCUAGAUGAAAACUUGGAGAAAAUCGAAAGGCUUGAGGUUGCAGAACUGGCUAAGAAGCUCAGGCGAUAUUUACAUGACAAAAGGUAUAUUAUGAUACUUGAUGACAUAUGGACCAUAUCAGCGUGGGACAGCAUCAGAUGUGUACUGCCUGACAAGAAGAUGGGUAGCAGGGUAAUAAUAACAACAAGGAAUGAAGAUGUGGCUAAAAGAUGCUGUUCUCAUCCUCAAGAUUGGAUUUACAAAAUCCAGCAAUUGUCAGAUUCUACAUCACGAGAACUAUUCUUCAAGAGGAUCUUUGGCUCUGCAGAUAAAUUACCAAAUGAUGAGUUGGAGGAAGUAUCAAAUUCCAUUUUGAAGAAAUGUGGAGGCUUGCCUUUAGCAAUAACGAGCAUCGGCAGCCUUCUCGCAAGCAAGACAAAUAGAACCAAGCAGGAGUGGCAGAAGGUUUGUGAUAACUUAGGCUCUGAACUUGAAAGUAAUCCUACUCUGGAAGGUGCAAAGCAAGUCUUGACCUUGAGCUAUGAUGAUCUACCCUACCAUCUGAGGGCUUGCUUCUUGUAUCUAAGCAUUUUCCCUGAAAGUUAUGUGAUCAAGAGGGGACCUUUGGUGAGAAGGUGGAUAGCUGAAGGUUUUGUUUGCCAAAGGCAUGGAUUAAGCAUGGAGGAGGUUGCAGAAAGUUACUUUGAUGAGUUUGUGGCCAGAAGCAUUGUGCAGCCUGUGAGAAUCGAUUGGAAUGGGAAAGUGAGGAGCUGCAGAGUUCAUGAGAUAAUGCUAGAAGUCAUCGUCUCCAAGUCACUUGAGGAGAACUUUGCAUCCUUCUUAUGUGACAAUGGAAGCACAUUGGUUUCCCAUGACAAAAUCCGUCGCCUAUCCAUCCACAGUAGUCACAAUUUGGUUCAAAAUAUAAGUGCCAGUGUAUCUCAUGUUCGCUCCUUCACAAUGUCAUCUUCUGUCGAGGAAGUCCCAUGCUUCUUUCCGCAGCUACGGCUGCUAAGAGUACUUGACAUGCAAGGCUGCAGUUGCUUGAGCAGCAAAACUCUGAAGUGUAUCUGCAAUUUUUUCCAGCUGAAGUACCUAAGCCUCAGAAAGACCAAUGUCUGCAAGUUACCACGGCGACUAGGAAAUCUGAAACACUUGGAGACGCUGGACAUUAGGGCAACACUGAUCAAGAAACUGCCAGACAGUGCAAAAAACCUCUGUUGUAUAAAGCAUCUGUUAGUUGGGCACAAGGUACACCUUACAAGGAUGGCCAGCGUGAAGUACUUAAACCCUUGCUCAGGUUUGGAGAUGGGUCCUGGGGUGAUCAAGAACAUGGCAGCUCUGCAAUCACUUGUCCAUAUAGUGGUCAAGGAGCAGUCUUUGGUGCUGUGGGAGAUUGGACUGCUGCAAAAGCUAAGGAAGCUUAAUGUUCUCUUCCACAAUGUGGAAGUGAACUGGAAGGCAUUCGUCGAGUCUUUGGGGAAAUUGGCAAGUUCUCUUCGCUCACUCUCCAUUCACAUUCUAGAUGAAAAGGAGCAUAGCUCAUCACUGGACAUUCUAGAUUCUGUAGAGUCACCUCCUCUACUCAUCACCAGUUUUAGCCUCACGGGCAAGUUGGAGAGUCUACCUCCUUGGAUAUCAUCGCUUCGAAGUGUGUCCAGGAUUACUCUUCGUAACACUGGACUCCAUGCCGAGGCCAUCAAAGUUCUUGGAGAUCUGCCAAAUCUGCUCUUGCUCAACCUCUAUCACAAGUCGUAUGCUGAUGGUGGCAUAAUUUUCCCCCACGGUAAAUUUGCAAAACUCAGCAUGUUCGUUAUGGAUGAUCCGGAGAACAUUGACAGGGUGCACUUCGAGGUGGGUUCAGUGCCAAAUCUUGAGAGGCUAACAUUGUCAUUCCUACGAGAACCAAAGGAUGGGAUUUCGGGUAUCGAGAAUCUCCAGAAGCUGAAGGAGAUAGAGUUCUUUGGAAACAUCAUAUUGUCAGUGGUGAAUAAAGUGGCAUCAUGCGUGAAGACACAUCCUAAUCAUCCUAGAGUUAUAUGUGACAAAAUGGAAUAUUGUAAUUGAGUAUGCUUAAGUAGAAAAUACAACAUUUAUCAGAACUCCGGAAGUUUGUUAAGUGUUCUGGAAGCAGAUAAUUAGGCAUGCCGCAUGCCUGUUCGUUGAAAAUAGUUUGAAUUGCUUUAACCAAUACAAUCGCAUGUAAGUAAGUUAAAAUGUGCUAUGAGUUAGUUUGCACCAUGGUUAGUGCCCCUUUCUGGUAAGUGAAAUCUUGAUGGUAA